AUGUCCAACACGAGCAGCACUCUCGACGUCACUACCCUGGAGGGUGGUCGACCUGAGAAGGAGACGGAUGAGAAACCUCAAGAAAGCCCUGAGGGGGGGACCAGAGGGUGGCUGACAGUCGCGGGUUCUUCGGCUGCCCUGUUUGCCACGUUCGGUUGGGUCAACUGCAUUGGGUUGUUCCAAGCCCAGUACGAACAAGUCCAGUUGAAAGAUUACUCAAGUUCUGAUAUUUCCUGGAUCACGUCAAUCGAGUUCUUUUGCAUGCUUUUCUUCUCUCCCGUCGGAGGCAAGAUUUUCGACCAUUACGGACCAAAGGUGCCCAUCUUGAUUGGCUCCAUCAUGCACGUCUUCGGCCUCAUGAUGCUCAGCAUCUCGAGCAAGUACUACCAGAUCCUCCUGAGCCAAUCGAUCUGCUCCGGAGUGGGCUCAUCUCUUGUUUUCUCCCCGGCCUUGACCGCUGCGCAAACCUACUUCGACAAGAAGCGAGGAAUAGCACUCGGACUUGUUGUCGCCGGGUCAUCGGUAGGGGGUGUCAUCUUUCCCCAGAUGGCACAGCACCUUAUUCCAAAGGUGGGAUUUGGCUGGGCCAUCCGCAUCUGCGCCUUUCUCAUCCUGGGUAUGCUUCUUUUGUCCAACCUGACCAUCACCUCAAACCUUAGACACUCGCCCAAGCCCUUUAGCAUAAUGGACUACCUAAAGCCCAUCCGCGAGUUUAACUUUUGUAUCUUGGCUGUAUCGUCCUUCUUUCUCUAUUGGGGCAUGUUUGUGCCGUUCAAUUACAUCGUCACAGAAGCAAUCCAUUACGGAAUGAAGCCGUCUCUAGCCAUAGGAUUGGUAUCAAUCAUGAACGGCGCCAGCUUCUUUGGGAGGACCGUGCCCAACUACGUUGCAGACAAGCUCGGCCGGUUCAACGUCACGGUAGUCAUGCUUCUUCUCUCCGCCACCAUGGUUCUAGGCCUGUGGCUCCCUGGGAGGAGUGACGGCGCCAUCAUUGCAUUUGCCGUGCUGUUCGGCUUCAGCUCUGGCGCAGGCAUCGGGCUCGCACCCGUGCUCAUCGCAGGCAUCUCUCCCAUCGAGGAGCUUGGCUUCCGGGUGGGCACGAUCCUGUCACUGGCUGCCAUCGGCUCCCUGACGAGUCCACCGAUCGCCGGAGCGAUCGUCGCAGACGACGGAGGCAGCUACCGAUUCGCAGCAGUGUUUGGCGGAGUUAAUUUCUUGAUCGCCACGAUGGGGGUCGCGUUACUCCGGGUCAAGUUGGGGGGCUGGAAGCUCACAGCCAAGAUCUGA
Molecule: messenger RNA, 1287 nt
Organism: Fusarium keratoplasticum
Lineage: Eukaryota; Fungi; Ascomycota; Sordariomycetes; Hypocreales; Nectriaceae
Product: MFS domain-containing protein
Exons: 5
Coding region: 1-1287 (428 amino acids)
Biological process (GO): transmembrane transport
Cellular component (GO): fungal-type vacuole membrane
Molecular function (GO): transmembrane transporter activity
Source: RefSeq, a predicted model, not a curated record